Molecule: messenger RNA, 1510 nt
Organism: Pocillopora verrucosa
Lineage: Eukaryota; Metazoa; Cnidaria; Anthozoa; Scleractinia; Pocilloporidae
Product: NEDD8-conjugating enzyme Ubc12-like
Source: RefSeq, a predicted model, not a curated record
CGCGGCUCUUUCCUCGAUUACAUUCGAGCACAUAAAGGGAAGUUGGUGAUUUCUUCGGUCUGUAUUAUAUUAGAGCCAUGAUCAAGCUUUUCUCUUUGAAGCAACAAAAGAAGGAAGGAGAAGGUGCAAAGACAGGGACGAAGAGGGCUUCUGCGGCGCAACUAAGGAUAACGAAAGAUGUACGGGAUCUUGAGCUACCAAAAACAUGUCAGAUAGAAUUUCCUGAUCCAGACGAUCUUCUAAAUUUCAAGCUCAAUAUUUCACCAGAUGAGGGAUUUUACAGAAAUGGAAGAUUUAUCUUUAGUUUUAAGGUUGGUCCAGGAUAUCCUCAUGAUGCUCCAAAAGUCAAGUGUGAAACAAAAGUUUAUCAUCCUAACAUUGAUCUAGAAGGAAAUGUCUGUUUGAACAUCUUGAGAGAGGACUGGAAACCUGUUCUUACAAUAAAUGCAAUAAUAAUUGGAUUACAAUAUCUGUUUUUGGAACCAAAUCCAGAGGAUCCUCUUAACAAAGAUGCUGCUGAAGUUCUUCGAAGUAACAGGCGGUUGUUUGAACAGAAUGUGGGGAAAUCCAUGAGAGGAGGAUAUGUAGGAAGUGUCUACUUUGAACGUUGCCUCGUAAAGUGAUGCCUUCAUUGGACACUCCAGAGAGCUUACCCUCUAUUUAUUAACACUUAAAACUGUUGCAGUGCAAAUUUGCUAAAAUCAAAGCCAAAGAGGAGUUUGGUACCAGGCACUUUUGAACAAUUCAAGGGACACUGGGCACAGAUGGAGGACUUUAAAGUUACUAUAAACAAAUCUUAGACCCUUAAUUUUCCAGAUCAAGAUUUGUUUUGCUUUAUCCUCCUUUUAGCCCAAGCUUUUAACCUUCUUUUUCUCUUGAAUGUUACCAUUUUCUUUCUAUGGAAAUAAUCACGUUUCAAAGUUAACGUAGUUGACUGGAAACCCCUAGUUCUUUACUCUAUCUGAAAUUAUCUGGAGGCAAACUUCAACUCCUGUGGUUGAUAGCAUUUCCUAAGUUUCUCCCAAAUUAAGCAGGACAGAAUUCAGAGAAACUGUUGCCCUGCUAUAAUCAUUGAAAAGUACAGCUUAGUAGCUCAAGUAUGAAUGAAUAAUUGUGAGGGUUUUCUCAGAAAAAUAAUAGAGGAAAUACCAUCUACUAAUCUGUGGUUUGAGUCUUUAGGUGUAAGGUUGUUUUAUAAAGUUCCUGAAAUGCAGUGCUAGAUUUCUUAUUUUUUUUGCCUGACUAAGAAAAUAAUUUUCUUCUAGUCUUUAUCUAUAAAAAUUCACUUGAUUAGAUUAUGAAGCUAAAUUUAGGAGACAAGGAAUGGUCAUUGAUUUUAUUGUGCUUUAGCAGUCUUGUAUCUCAUUGUUUGAAAGUGUUUCAGUUCUCAGCUUCAAUUGUCUGCUGUAAAUGCUACAUAGGGAGGGAAUAUCACUGUACUGAUAUGUGAAAUCUAGAAUAGACAUUUUUUGUACAGUUGUGUAUAAAAUAAACAUAGUAUGCUGUGUAA